AUGAAUGAUCCAUUCGCUGAUCUUCUGUCUUCCUUCAAGGGUGGCAGUACAGAUACGAGUUCCGAUGAUCUCGGCAAGAAAAAUGUGUCAUUGAAGGCAGAAACGCCAGUAAUUAAGGCUACGAAUGGUAAUGUCGUUGAUGACUUUGACUACCUAUUUGGAGGCACUCAGAAAAAGGCUGCGCCACAACAGCAAACUAAGGAUGACUUCGAUGCUGCAUUUGAUGUGUUUAAUACUCCUGUUUCAUCUGGAACGCCUGAGCCUCUUGCGGAAGUGAAACAACCCUCGACGCCGAAUGUGGAGCCGGCUGAAGCUGCUAAUGAGGUAGUGGACGAGGUGAAAGACAUGGAAAUCGCCCGAUUGAUGUCUCUGGGACUGUCAUGGAGAAAGGCUAGUCACUACUAUGAGCAAGGGACCACGUAUGAGCACAUUUUAGAGCGUCGGCAGGAAUUGCAUCGUCGCUCGAAGGAGAGCAACGAAUCGACAAGCGCACAAUACAAGGUCAAUCGAUCUGAUCCUGCAGCUGGUGAUUCAGAUCUCUUUUCAAUGGCAUCAUCAUGGAUCAGCAAGGGGCGUGAGUUUAUAGACUCAAAGCUUAAGCAAGUUCAGGAAGAUACUUCGUCCCAAUCGUUUUCUGACUAUCUAGCUGCACGCCAAGGGCCCCGUGGGCAAUUUGCUCGCAUGAGCGAGGACUUCCAGCGCUCAAAAAGCGACGAGGGGAAGUUAGGUUCGUUCACUGCUAGAUUUAAGGAUAUUGAUUUGUUGGGCGACGACGUGAAUACGUCGAAUGCAUCGCAGGCCAACCAGACUGUACCGACCGCUUUAUCUAGUGAUAAUCGUGAUCAAGAAAACUCUAUAAAUCCCCCUAAGCACUUUGAUACGCCUGUAUUAGAUGUCGCUCCUUCUCAUUCUGUAGAAGCCUCCCCGGAGUCCAAGGAUGCAAACCAGGAUUUACUCAUAGAUUUCGAUACAUCAGAAUACUCUGCAUCAGCAAAACCUACUACAAAUAUUAAGAGGGUUGUCAUUUCCGAGCUCGAGCUACAUGGGUAUCGUGAAUUCAACGCCAAGGGUACUAAGGCCUUCACCGAGGGCGAUUAUUCAACUGCAUUCGAAAAUUACACCAAAUCAUUAAACACCCUUCCUAUUAAGCAUCCGCUUCGUCUGAUAGCUUUGUCAAAUAUAAUCAUAACACAACUCAAACUCGGAGAGAAUAAAGAAGCACUUAAGAAUGUUGACAUGGCAUUCGGAUUUGUUCAAGAGGAUGCUCUAGAUUCCCUCAUUCAAGAUUCAUCGCCUCCCAAGAAAUUUAGUGAUUUCUGGUCAAAAAUCAUGUUAAGAAAAGCGGAGGCCUUAGAGCACGUAGAGGACUAUGAGAAAGCGCUGGAUUCAUAUCAACGCCUUAUCGAAAAAGGUGUUGUUUCGCCUAAGAUAAUGCAGGGCAAAAGACGCUGUCAGAAAGUUGUUAAUCCAGAGAAAUUCAAACCUAUCAAGACAAACAAUACCAAGAAAGAAAACUCGAACUUUUCUAAAAAUACGGAUCAAUCACACGAUAAUGUGGUGGACAGUAAGCCAUCUGCUAAGCUUGCCCAUGUAAAGAGAAUCAAUAAGAAAAAGGAGGAGGAGGAUGCCCAAAAGUUUAAACUUCAUGAUACGGUAGAUCUCCGUAUCCGACAAUGGUCUCAAGGGUACGAGUCUGAUCUCCGCCAACUGUUGGCUCGACUAUCUCAGGUUUUAGAUUGGUGUAACUGGAGGGAAGUAAGUACUGCUGAUCUAGUUAUUCCUAAGAAGGCUAAAAUAGUUUACCUGAAGGCCGUAUCAAAAACCCACCCAGAUAAAAUACAGGAUUCUUGGCCUUUGGAGCAAAAGAUGAUUGCUGAGAAUGUUUUUGUAGUGCUUAAUCGGGCUUGGGAACUCUUUAAAGAAGAGAAUGGUUUGAGUUGA
Molecule: messenger RNA, 1941 nt
Organism: Lachancea fermentati
Lineage: Eukaryota; Fungi; Ascomycota; Saccharomycetes; Saccharomycetales; Saccharomycetaceae
Source: the annotation of a GenBank genome assembly